AGCGGAGCCGGCGAGGCCGGGAAGACGCCGCCGCCGCCUCCUCCUUCUCUCCCCCUUCCCGCCCCGGCCGCGUCCGUCAACAUGGCGAGCGCCUCGUACCACAUCUCCAACCUGCUGGAGAAGAUGACAUCCAGCGACAAGGACUUCAGGUUUAUGGCUACUAAUGACUUGAUGACGGAACUGCAGAAAGAUUCUAUCAAGCUGGAUGAUGACAGUGAAAGAAAGGUGGUGAAGAUGAUUUUGAAAUUACUGGAAGAUAAGAAUGGUGAGGUGCAAAACUUGGCUGUCAAAUGCCUAGGACCUUUGGUGAGUAAAGUGAAGGAGUAUCAAGUGGAGACCAUUGUAGAUACCCUCUGUACAAACAUGCUCUCAGACAAAGAACAGUUACGUGACAUUUCAAGCAUUGGUCUUAAAACUGUGAUUGGAGAACUUCCCCCAGCUUCCAGUGGUUCUGCAUUAGCAGCUAAUGUUUGCAAAAAGAUCACAGGGCGUCUCACUAGUGCUAUAGCCAAGCAGGAAGAUGUAUCUGUUCAGCUGGAGGCACUGGAUAUCAUGGCUGAUAUGCUGAGCAGGCAAGGAGGACUGCUUGUUAACUUCCAUCCUUCAAUUCUGACCUGUCUGCUCCCCCAGCUGACCAGCCCAAGACUUGCUGUGAGGAAAAGAACCAUCAUUGCUCUUGGUCACCUGGUUAUGAGUUGUGGCAAUAUGGUUUUUGUUGACCUCAUUGAACAUCUGUUGACAGAGCUGUCUAAAAAUGAUUCCAUGUCAACAACUAGGACCUAUAUACAGUGUAUUGCUGCUAUCAGUAGGCAAGCAGGUCAUAGAAUAGGUGAAUAUCUUGAGAAAAUAAUUCCUUUGGUUGUAAAGUUUUGUAAUGUAGAUGAUGAUGAACUACGAGAGUAUUGCAUUCAAGCCUUUGAAUCUUUUGUUAGGAGGUGUCCUAAAGAAGUUUAUCCCCAUGUAUCUACUAUUAUAAACAUUUGUCUUAAAUAUCUUACGUAUGAUCCUAAUUACAAUUAUGAUGAUGAGGAUGAAGAUGAAAAUGCUAUGGAUGCUGAUGGUGGUGAUGAUGAUGAUCAAGGGAGCGAUGAUGAAUAUAGUGAUGAUGAUGACAUGAGCUGGAAAGUGAGGCGUGCAGCUGCUAAAUGUCUGGAUGCUGUGGUUAGCACACGACAUGAAAUGCUUCCAGAAUUCUACAAAACUGUAUCUCCUGCUUUAAUAGCCAGAUUCAAAGAACGUGAAGAGAAUGUUAAAGCAGAUGUUUUUCAUGCAUAUCUUUCUCUUUUAAAACAAACUCGACCUGUGCAAAGUUGGCUUUGUGAUCCUGAUGCAAUGGAACAAGGAGAGACACCUUUGACAAUGCUUCAGAGUCAGGUCCCCAACAUAGUUAAAGCCUUGCACAAACAGAUGAAGGAGAAAAGUGUGAAGACUCGUCAGUGUUGCUUUAACAUGCUGACUGAACUAGUAAAUGUGUUACCUGGAGCCCUAACACAACAUGUUCCUGUACUUGUACCAGGAAUAAUUUUUUCACUGAAUGACAAAUCAAGUUCAUCUAAUCUGAAGAUAGAUGCUUUGUCCUGUUUGUAUGUGAUCCUCUGCAAUCAUUCUCCCCAAGUCUUUCAUCCUCAUGUUCAAGCAUUGGUACCUCCGGUUGUAGCUUGCGUUGGAGACCCAUUUUACAAGAUAACAUCAGAGGCACUUUUGGUUACCCAACAACUUGUGAAGGUUAUUCGUCCAUUAGAUCAGCCUACUUCCUUUGAUGCUACUCCUUACAUCAAAGAUUUGUUUACUUGUACAAUCAAGAGAUUAAAGGCUGCUGACAUUGAUCAGGAGGUCAAAGAAAGGGCAAUAUCUUGCAUGGGUCAAAUAAUUUGUAGCCUUGGUGACAGCCUAGGCACAGACCUGCCUAGUACACUUCAGAUCUUUCUAGAGAGACUGAAGAAUGAGAUCACUCGGUUAACUACAGUGAAGGCCAUGACAUUAAUUGCUGGUUCUCCUUUGAAGAUAGAUUUGAGACCAGUUCUUGGGGAAGGAGUUCCUAUUCUUGCUUCUUUUUUGAGAAAGAACCAACGAGCUUUGAAACUGGGCACUCUUUCUGCUCUAGAUAUUUUAAUUAAGAAUUACAGUGACAGCUUGACGGCUGCCAUGAUUGAUGCUGUCCUGGAUGAGCUUCCACCUCUGAUUAGUGAAAGUGAUAUGCACGUAUCACAGAUGGCCAUCAGUUUUCUAACAACACUGGCUAAAGUAUAUCCUUCCUCCCUGUCAAAGAUUAGUGGCUCCAUUCUCAAUGAACUUAUUGGGCUGGUAAGAUCACCUCUACUUCAGGGUGGAGCACUUAGUGCCAUGCUAGAAUUUUUCCAAGCUUUGGUUGUGACUGGUACAAAUAAUUUAGGCUACAUGGAUUUACUGCGCAUGUUAACGGGUCCAGUGUACUCACAGAGUACAGCACUUACUCAUAAGCAGUCUUACUAUUCCAUUGCCAAAUGUGUUGCUGCCCUUACUCGAGCCUGCCCUAAGGAAGGACCAGCUGUUGUAGGUCAGUUCAUUCAAGAUGUUAAGAACUCAAGGUCCACAGAUUCCAUUCGUCUUUUGGCUUUGCUUUCUCUUGGGGAAGUUGGGCAUCACAUUGACUUAAGUGGACAAAUUGAGCUGAAGUCUGUAAUAUUAGAAGCAUUCUCUUCUCCUAGUGAAGAGGUAAAAUCGGCAGCAUCUUAUGCCUUAGGCAGCAUUAGUGUUGGCAAUCUUCCUGAGUAUCUGCCAUUUGUCCUACAAGAAAUAACUAGUCAACCUAAGAGGCAAUACCUUCUUCUUCAUUCCCUGAAAGAAAUAAUUAGCUCUGCAUCAGUGAUUGGUCUCAAACCAUAUGUUGAGAACAUCUGGGCCUUACUCCUGAAACACUGUGAAUGUGCAGAAGAGGGCACAAGGAAUGUUGUCGCUGAAUGCUUGGGCAAGCUUACAUUAAUAGACCCAGAGACUCUGCUUCCGCGACUCAAGGGAUACUUGGCAUCAGGGUCCUCAUACGCUCGAAGUUCGGUGGUUACUGCUGUUAAGUUCACUAUUUCUGAUCAUCCACAACCCAUAGACCCACUCUUGAAGAACUGCAUAGGUGAUUUUCUGAAAACAUUGGAGGACCCAGAUCUCAAUGUCAGGAGAGUAGCUCUAGUGACGUUUAACUCAGCUGCCCACAAUAAACCAUCUUUGAUAAGGGACCUCUUAGAUACUGUGCUUCCUCAUCUUUACAAUGAAACAAAAGUCAGAAAGGAACUAAUCAGAGAGGUGGAAAUGGGACCAUUUAAGCAUACAGUUGAUGAUGGCUUGGACAUAAGGAAAGCGGCUUUCGAGUGCAUGUAUACUCUAUUGGAUAGCUGUUUGGAUAGACUAGAUAUAUUUGAAUUCUUAAACCAUGUUGAAGAUGGCCUGAAGGAUCACUACGAUAUUAAGAUGCUAACCUUUUUAAUGUUGGUGAGACUGUCUACCCUUUGUCCAAGUGCGGUGCUGCAGAGAUUGGAUAGGCUCGUGGAACCUUUGCGUGCUACAUGUACAACUAAGGUAAAGGCAAACUCAGUGAAACAGGAGUUUGAAAAGCAAGAUGAACUAAAACGAUCUGCUAUGAGGGCUGUAGCAGCGCUUCUAACCAUUCCAGAAGCAGAGAAGAGUCCAUUAAUGAGUGAAUUUCAGUCACAGAUAAGCUCUAACCCUGAGUUGGCAGCCAUCUUUGAAAGUAUCCAAAAAGAUUCAUCAUCCACUAACUUGGAAUCAAUGGACACUAGUUAGAUGUUUGUCCAAAAUGGGGACCAUUAUGUUGAACCAUAUGAUGCACUGAAUUGACAGGUUAUGAGUAAGAAACAGAAAAAGCAUAUAAUUACACAUUGUUCUACUUUAUUUACCUUUAUGGAGACAGUUGGCUUUUCCCAUAAUUGCUUUUCUAGCAUUAUUCCAGAAAUGUAUUUCCAUAAUCCAGAAUUUGUUAACCACUCUGUUUUAGUGGAUUUGACCACAUUUGGGAAUUAAAAAGUUGACACGUGGUAUAUGGAAAUAGGUUCCAACAUCCAUUUGCCCUGUAAUGUUUAGGAUUAAAAUGUCAAAAUUUUGUGACCAUGAUUUUUUUUUCUUUUGUUCACUCUUUCUACUUGUAAACAAAAAAGGGGGGGAGGUGGGAAUCAAGUGUCCAGGUGCACCAUGUUUUUUGUAUAACUUUUUAUUCUUUUUUGUUUCAGCUUCAUAAAUUGAUUUGGCUGACAGAUGAAUUAUGUGUAAGAUUUAUUAUAUUAAAAAGAUGGUUUGGGCACAGUUCAAAAAAAUCAGAUGCUAAUGUCAUUUUUACAGAUGUGGGGAUUAGAAAACCAAUAUCCCUGUUGUGCACACUAAUUUUGCAUGAGCAAGUUUACAAAUAUAUAUUGUCUGUAAAACAGCAUGUGCAGUUUAUUCGUAAUGCAAGUUAAAAUAAGUUCUACUGUAUCAGUGCAGUUUUCAGGUAUUUUGACGUACAGGCCAUUCAUACUGGAAGGGAUGAAUUAAGGUUUGUUAUCUUAACCUGGCUUUUUUGAAUGCCAGUAGCAUGACCCUGCAGAUAUUCUUACAGUAAACAUGAUGAUUUCUGCAGUUUUCAUGGGUUUUCAUUCCCAAAGACUGGAUCCACUGGAAUUGAGGUGGACAAACUGUAAGAUUGGAGUGGAAUAGGAUGAGGUGGAGGUAAAAUGAGCAGAGAAAACAAUAGCUGCUCAGUGGCUCCUGAACUCUGGAUUCAACAUUGCUUUUGUUAUAAAAGUAUGAAGGAAGUUUCUUUAGUGGAUUCUAUCUCCUGUUCUUUAUCCAACAGCUUUUGUUAAGGCACUAGUAUAUGGUGCUACCUAGAUAAGUAUUGCCAGACCAUCAUUUAGUUCCUGUUGGAAUGUUUUCUGGCACAUGGGACCACCAGUGGGUUGCAGUGCUGCAAAUGUCAUACAGUAUUUAGGUGAGACAGGAAACAGGGAAUGGUCAAAAGACUGGAGAGAGAUAAAAAGCCAACAGAAGAAAAAGUUCUUCUGUGAAUAUGCUGAGGUAAUUUAGAAGCGGACCAGAAGUGGAUAGCUGGCAGUCCUGCAAUGAACUAGAGUUGGGAAUUCAAUAAUAAAAAAAGAGGGGAGCCACUGCCUCAAAUUGAGACUUACCAUUACUUGUUAAAUGCAACUACUUAGUUGUUUUGGUUUCUUUCCCUCUAAAUCAGAUCUGAAUUUGAUUUUUCUUAACUGGUAUUUUUUAGCUAGUUUGAUAUUUUGGAAACCUGUUAUGUGGGUAUGUGGCAUAAGCUGCUACAUGACUAAAUAAGCAUACAUUCUUAUGACCUCAGAGACAGUUUCCUGUGAGCGUUGGGGCUUGGGGGCAAAAUCUUCACCUUACAUGCUUGCAGCUUGGGAAAAGCAGAGGAGAUAUUGGUACAUUUUACCUUAAUAGAAGGACCUGAACAAAGAAGUCUGUGAACUCAUUGAAUAGUAACAAUUCUAAUGCUGUAGAAAUUUUUGAAAAUGUAGCUUUCUCUGUCUCCAAAGUCUUCAUACUAAUGUAACAAUUGUCUUCUAGAAGUAGUAAUAAAUGAGAUGAAACAUA
This is a messenger RNA of Chiroxiphia lanceolata (lance-tailed manakin), 5586 nucleotides long. RefSeq names its product cullin associated and neddylation dissociated 1 (gene CAND1). Bases 82 to 3774 code for a protein of 1230 amino acids. The record is from RefSeq and is a predicted model, not a curated record. Gene Ontology annotation, biological process: SCF complex assembly; protein ubiquitination. The transcript is spliced from 15 exons. NCBI's taxonomy places the organism in Eukaryota, Metazoa, Chordata, Aves, Passeriformes, Pipridae. Gene Ontology annotation, cellular component: nucleus.